CCCAACAUCCUUCGUUACACUCACCUACAAUGUUUGGUACUGUCGUUCUUUCUGCACUGGCUCUCUCGAGCCAGGCACUUGCUGCCAACUUCACUUCGACUUCUCCAGCAGAUGUUGCUGCUGCCCGCGAUAGUGCUUUGACCCUCAGCCCAACCAGCAAGGUCCAUGGCAAGGCCUUCGACCGCUUCGUCACUAUCUGGCUUGAGAACACCGAUUUCGACAAGGCCGCUAGCGAUCCCAACCUAGCCUGGCUGGCCAAGAAGGGUAUCACCUUGAGCAACUACAACGGUGUCACACACCCCAGUGAGCCAAACUACAACGAUGACUUUAACCGAAUUCCUGGUAAUGUUUCCAGUAUAAUUGAUUUGCUGGAGGANAAGGGCAUUUCUUGGUCUCAAUACCAACAGGAUAUGCCCUACUCCGGUUUCGAGGGCAUGGCCUGGGUGAACCAGCAGACCAAAGCCAACGACUACGUCAGAAAGCACAACCCUGCUGUUAUUUACGAUGCAAACACUAGCGCUGAGAGACUGGCCAAGAACAAGAACUUGACCGAGUUCUACAGCGAUCUUGAAGCCAAGAAGCUUCCUCAGUGGAUCUUCUUGACACCAAACAUGACCAAUGAUGGCCACGAUACCAGUGUCACAACUGCUGGUGCCUGGACUCGUAGUUUCUUGGAGCCUCUUCUCGACAACAAGGAGUUCAUGAAGAAAACCCUUGUGCUGGUCACAUUCGACGAGUCGCACACCUACACCAUCCAGAACCAGGUCUUCAGCAUUCUUCUCGGUGAUGCCGUUCCCAAGAAGCUCAUUGGCACCACAGACUCUCAGUACUACAACCACUACUCUGAGAUCAGCACCGUUGAGGCAAACUGGGACUUGAGCACUCUCGGCCGUUGGGACGUCGGUGCCAACGUCUUCUCCUUCGUUGCUGAAAAGACUGGCGAUGUCAACACUCCAUGGCCCGCUGCCUCCGGUCCCAACACCAGCCACUUCUUCAACAGCUCUUUCGCCGGUCCUUUCAACAGCGCUGACAGAGUUGCAACCCUUCCCGUUCCUAACACCAAACUUGUCAGAAACGGUCGCAAGGUUCUCGGCAGUAUCGCUCGCACUUGGGGUGAUGCUUCAUUGCAAAACCAGACCUACUACCAGAACACCGUCCAAAUCCCUGACGGCAUGCANCCUCCACAGGGUUGG
Aureobasidium musti is the source of this 1193-nucleotide messenger RNA. The record is from the annotation of a GenBank genome assembly. Lineage: Eukaryota; Fungi; Ascomycota; Dothideomycetes; Dothideales; Saccotheciaceae.